CACAUGUUCGUGCAUCUUACUUCACGAAGUAUCUGACAACAAAACUAGUUUUAGAAAAUUAAACAAUGGCUCAUUUGUUAGGUAGUCAGGACUGUAUCGACAGUCUUCGCAGAGAUCUUAUUGAUUUACAGGGAGCGCUUCUGGACGUAUUUUCCAAGACUGGACCGGUCCGUUUUCCAUCGUGGAAGUUUCCCGAUAAACUAUCAUGUAACCUGGACUUAGUGAGGCUUUUAGAAGAGUAUGAUUAUGUGGAUGGCGAUGAAGAAUUCAGUCAGCACUCGCAUAUAGUCCUGCAAGAGUUGCUGAUUGACAGGUAA
Molecule: messenger RNA, 317 nt
Organism: Puntigrus tetrazona (Sumatra barb)
Lineage: Eukaryota; Metazoa; Chordata; Actinopteri; Cypriniformes; Cyprinidae
Product: coiled-coil domain-containing protein 157-like
Exons: 1
Coding region: 66-317 (83 amino acids)
Source: RefSeq, a predicted model, not a curated record